UUUCAAGGUAACACAGAUCUUUGAUAGAUCCAUCCUUUAUUAUAUUGUGAAAUCUUUUACGCCAUCAAAGCUUUUGUACUACUGAUACAAAAUGAUUAUAUUAAAAUAUGCUGUUGCUGUAUAUUAAGAAAAGUUCUGCAAAAAUAGUCAGAUAAAGUUUAUCCCACAAAAGAAAAUUAUCCUACGAAAUAAACAUGAAUGAUUUCCGUAAAUUCAAGAAUAAUUUCCUUCCAAAUUUAAGUCUCAUAGAGACUUUGUUUUGUGUCAUCAUUCUUGCAAAUUCUAUUGUUGCCUUGAUUGAAACCAUUGAUGUUUGGAUUAGAAAAGAUUUUAUAAGGGCAACAUUCAGAACUCUUAAUCAUAUAUUAAUAUAUUUUAUCGUGAAUGUUAUAUUCAUUCUAAAAACGUAUUACGGCUAUUUUCUUACAAAAUUUUCCAGAUCUAUUGCGUUUAUAGUUUUAAAAGCAAUAUUUCUGUUACUUAUUUUGCUUGUAGUUAUUAUUUGGUUAUGUCGAGAGAGGAAAAGUUUAUUUGUGAUUGUCAAUUCGAACAGAAUAAUGAAUACCGAAAUUAAAGGUUAAAUUUUUCAUAUAUAUAUAUAUAUUAAUUUAAGUUGAAUUUUUCUAUAUACUUUCUAAAAUAUCAAUA
Molecule: messenger RNA, 648 nt
Organism: Rhizophagus irregularis DAOM 181602=DAOM 197198
Lineage: Eukaryota; Fungi; Glomeromycota; Glomeromycetes; Glomerales; Glomeraceae
Source: RefSeq, a predicted model, not a curated record